AUGUGGAUGUACAAAAGAGCCAUGGGCAAGAUAUGGGGUUUAAAACCCAAAGUCGCCCUGUGGGUCUACGAAGCGGUCCUCGUUCCGCGCGUGACGUACGCCGUAGUGAUCUGGUGGCCCAGGGUGGAAAGGGUGGGGGCUCGGAACCUGCUGCGAAGCCUGCGGGGGGGCUUCCUGCGGACGGCGGCGGGGGCCAUGAAGACCACCCUUACUGAGGCGCUGGAAGUGGCUCUCGGUCUUCUACCUCUGGACCUCCGGAUCCUUGCACAAGCGAGGAUCGCGGCGUACAGGCUCAAGUGUCAGGGGGAGUGGAUGCCCACAGGCACGAGUCAUACUGGGCUAAGGUUUCUAAACGGGCCCCUGUUCACAGCUACACAGGAUCAAAUCCCCCAAAAAUAUCAAAUAGGUAAAGCAUUUAGAAUGAUCAUACCUACCAGGGAGAAAUGGCAGAGGCCAAAAUCCCCAAUUGACCCUAAGGCAGAAGCCUGGUAUACCGAUGGAUCAGGAUUCAAGGGCAGCUACGGGGCUGGUAUCUAUGAGUCAAAGACGAACCAUAGGGAUAGUAUCUUGAUGGGAACGCAUGCCACGAUCUUCCAGGUUGAAAUACUGGCAACAAGUAAGAGUGUCAGAAGUUUGCUUAUGAAGAAAAUAAACUAUGGACACGUAUACAUCCGCACGGGCAGCCGAACUGUUAUCGAAGCUCUUGCCAACGCCACCACGUCAGACGUGGUCUGGAAAUGUAUGCAAGACUUGGAAAACCUAGGGACCCGGACCAAGGUAACCAUAAUCUGGGUAUCAGGGCACCAAGGAAUACCAGGCAAUAAGGUGGUGGAUGAUCUGGCCAAAAAGGGAGUCUUAAAUACACCUUCGGGACAGGUUGUAGGGAACCCUUUGCAGAAGGAAAGCGAGAAAUCAGGAACUCUCUAG
Molecule: messenger RNA, 927 nt
Organism: Orussus abietinus
Lineage: Eukaryota; Metazoa; Arthropoda; Insecta; Hymenoptera; Orussidae
Exons: 1
Coding region: 1-927 (308 amino acids)
Molecular function (GO): RNA-DNA hybrid ribonuclease activity; nucleic acid binding
Source: RefSeq, a predicted model, not a curated record